UUCACUUUCACUAUCCCUUUUUCUCUCUAUACCUCUACGGUCUACAAACAACACAGACACAUUUGUACUAGAAAAAGAAAAACAACCCACCUGUCCCUCUCCUUUCUCCUUCUCCCUCUCCUUGGCUACUAUUUCUGUUGCAGUAUCAAUUUCUUGUCCUAAAAUUCUCCAUUUUCUCAGAAAAUGAGAACGGUUUCUUUUUGCAAAUAAGACUCUUCUUUAACUCUCUUCUUUUAACCUUUUCUCUAUUAUCUCCCGCUUUCUUCUCUAUGGAACCUCCUCAUUCUCCUUCUCCUUCUCCUUCUCCUGCUACUCCUGCUUCGGCUGAGGAUUGUUGUGUCAAAGUUGCCGUUCAUGUCAGGCCGCUCAUCGGUGAUGAACGGGCUCAAGGUUGUAAGGAUUGUGUCACUGUUAUCUCGGGAAAGCCUCAGGUACAGAUAGGCACACAUUCAUUUACCUUUGAUCAUGUCUAUGGGAGCACUGGUUCUCCCGCAUCUGCUAUAUUUGAAGAAUGUAUUGCUCCACUCGUUGAUGGCUUAUUCCAAGGAUAUAAUGCAACAGUUCUUGCUUAUGGUCAGACUGGAUCUGGAAAGACAUAUACAAUGGGCACUGGCUUCAAAGAUGGUUGCCAAACAGGAAUAAUUCCUCAAGUCAUGAACAUUUUGUUUAGCAAGAUUGAAACUUUAAAACAUCAGACUGAAUUCCAGCUGCAUGUUUCUUUUAUAGAGAUUCUGAAAGAAGAAGUACAUGAUUUGCUGGAUCCCUCUUCUUUGAACAAGUCAGAUACUGCAAAUGGGCAUACGGGAAAAGUAAACAUCCCAGGGAAACCACCAAUACAAAUUCGUGAAACGUCAAAUGGUGUUAUAACACUAGCUGGAUCUACUGAAGUUAGUGUUAGUACGCUUAAGGAAAUGGCUGCUUGCCUAGAACAAGGAUCAUUGAGCAGGGCAACAGGGAGUACAAACAUGAACAAUCAAUCAAGUCGUUCACAUGCAAUCUUCACCAUCACACUAGAGCAAAUGCGUAAACUCAAUCCUUUGUUCCCCAGUGAUAGCAAUACCAAUGAGAGUAUGAAUGAAGAGUAUCUGUGUGCCAAGCUGCAUUUAGUAGAUCUUGCUGGAUCAGAGCGAGCUAAAAGAACAGGUUCUGAUGGUUUGCGUUUUAAAGAAGGAGUUCACAUCAACAGGGGCCUUCUUGCACUUGGUAAUGUCAUCAGUGCAUUAGGUGAUGAAAAAAAGCGCAAAGAAGGAGUUCAUGUUCCGUAUCGGGACAGUAAAUUGACUCGGCUUUUGCAAGUAUGUCACACUCAAGACUCACUUGGUGGUAACAGUAAAACUGUUAUGAUAGCUUGCAUUAGUCCUGCUGAUAUUAAUGCCGAGGAAACACUUAACACUCUAAAGUACGCAAAUCGUGCUCGCAAUAUCCAAAACAAGCCUGUUGUAAAUAGAGAUCCCACGUCAAGUGAGAUGCUAAGGAUGCGCCAACAACUAGAGUAUUUGCAGGCUGAACUUUGUGCCCGAGGAGGAGGUUCUUCAUCAAAUGAAGUUCAGGUUCUCAAGGAAAGAAUUGCUUGGCUUGAAGCUGCAAACGAGGAUCUUUGCCGAGAACUUCAUGAAUACCGCAGCAGAUGCACUGCAGUAGACCAACGCGAAACAGAUGCUCAAGAUGGUAGCACCUGUUAUGUAAAAAGCGAUGGGCUUAAAAGGAGUCUGCAUAGUAUAGAGUCAACAGAUUAUCAAAUGGGAGAAACCUUGCCUGCAGGUGAUUCUAGGGAAAUUGAUGAAGAGGUAGCAAAAGAGUGGGAGCACACACUUCUGCAGAAUACAAUGGACAAGGAGUUGCAUGAAUUGAAUAGGCGUUUAGAGGAGAAAGAGUCAGAGAUGAAACUUUUUGGAGGGGUUGAUACUGCAGUACUCAAGCAACACUUCGGAAAAAAAAUUAUGGAAUUGGAGGACGAAAAGAAAGCUGUGCAGCAAGAGAGGGAUCGUUUGUUGGCUGAAAUUGAAAAUCUCUCAGCUAGUUCUGAUGGCCAGACACAAAAAUUGCAAGAUAUCCAUGCCCAGAAAUUGAAAGCACUUGAGGCACAGAUUCUGGAUCUUAAGAAAAAGCAAGAGAACCAGGUUCAGCUUUUAAAGCAAAAACAGAAGAGUGAUGAAGCAGCAAAGAGAUUACAGGAUGAAAUUCAAUCCAUAAAGGCACAAAAGGUUCAGUUGCAACAUAGGAUCAAACAAGAGGCAGAACAAUUUCGACAAUGGAAAGCCUCUCGGGAAAAGGAACUGCUGCAGUUGCGAAAGGAAGGGAGAAGAAAUGAAUAUGAAAGGCAUAAGCUACAAGCUUUAAACCAGCGCCAAAAAAUGGUUCUUCAGAGAAAGACAGAAGAGGCUGCAAUGGCCACCAAGCGGCUGAAGGAGCUGCUUGAAGCUCGUAAAUCUUCUGCCCGUGACAACUCAGGUAUUGCCAAUGGAAAUGGAACAAAUGGACAGAGCAAUGAGAAAUCCUUGCAACGUUGGCUUGAUCAUGAGCUAGAAGUCAUGGUGAAUGUGCAUGAAGUUCGUUUUGAAUACGAGAAACAAAGCCAAGUACGAGCUGUACUUGCUGAGGAGCUAGCUGUGUUGAGGCAAGUAGAUGAGUUUGCCUCAAAGGGGCUAAGUCCUCCCAGAGGAAAGAAUGGGUUUGCUAGGGCUUCUUCCAUGUCUCCAAAUGCAAGAAUGGCCAGAAUAUCUUCACUUGAGAACAUGUUAAGCAUGUCUUCUAAUUCACUUGUUGCAAUGGCUUCACAACUUUCAGAGGCAGAAGAGCGGGAACGUGCAUUCACUAACCGCGGACGUUGGAAUCAGCUGCGUUCAAUGGGAGAUGCAAAGAACUUGCUUCAGUACAUGUUCAAUUCCCUAGCAGAUGCAAGGUGUCAGGUAUGGGAAAAGGAAAUGGAAAUCAGUCAGGUAUGGGAAAAGGAAAUGGAAAUCAAGGAAAUGAAGGAACAAUUUAAAGAACUUGUAGGGCUCUUGCGACAAAGUGAGGUGCAAAGAAAAGAAGUGGAGAAAGAGUUAAAAUUGAGAGAGCAAGCUAUUUCAAUUGCUUUGGCUACAUCAGCUUCGGCUUGCAAUGAACAGGGGAAUUCCUACAAUUCACUGAAACAUUUUGCUGAUGACAUGAGUGGUCCUUUGUCUCCAAUGUCUGUACCAGCACAGAAACAGCUAAAAUAUACGCCAGGUAUUGCUAAUGGUUCAGUCAGACAGACAGCAGCAUUCAUAGAUCAGACAAGAAAGAUGGUGCCACUUGGGCAGUUGUCAAUGAGAAAAUUAGCAGUUGCAGGACAAGGUGGGAAGCUGUGGAGAUGGAAAAGAAGUCAUCACCAGUGGCUUUUGCAAUUCAAAUGGAAGUGGCAGAAGCCAUGGAGACUGUCAGAAUGGAUUAGGCACAGUGAUGAAACAAUCAUAAGAGCAAAGCAUCGUCCACAUGCUUUGCCACAUGUGGCCUAAUGUUUUGUGCUCGCCAGAUUAUUCUUGCCCAAUACUCAUCUUUGACCUAUAAGUAUGAUUGCAACCCAUACCACAGAUCGCACCUACAACAAAUGGAGUGCUGGAAGUGGCUGUUGUGGAGCUCUGCUUAUAGCUGUCCUGGAUGAGCUGAUUUUGAAAAGUUAAGGUUUGAUCUUGGAAUUUUUUUUGCUGUGAUCUGUGCAUUCGGAGCAUCUUGUAAAGCAGUAUUGAUGCUGCCAAUGAUUCACCGGAGUAUUUACAAGAAGAUAUUGGAAGGGAAUGGUGUUAGUAGUGAUACAAUGGUAAACAAAUAUAUUGCUCUAGGUUUAUAACGUUUUGGUAUAUAAUAUAUGGUCUGUCAAUAACAACACUUUGGGGUAAGAAAACCAUCCCAGGAAAUAUAGGAAUGUAUAACAGGGGUCCAGUAUUUUUCUUUAUCCCUUUACUUUUUGUUCUUUUCCCCGAUUGUAAUUUUUUUGGCUAAUUUUUUCCGAUGUUUAUUAUGUGUAAGUACAAUAUUGAUUCUGUUGAAAGGAUUGAACACUUAGAAUC
Hevea brasiliensis (rubber tree) is the source of this 4031-nucleotide messenger RNA. Its product is annotated as kinesin-like protein KIN-4A. Gene Ontology annotation, molecular function: microtubule binding; microtubule motor activity; ATP binding. Gene Ontology annotation, biological process: microtubule-based movement; mitotic spindle organization. The transcript has 26 exons. The record is from RefSeq and is a predicted model, not a curated record. NCBI's taxonomy places the organism in Eukaryota, Viridiplantae, Streptophyta, Magnoliopsida, Malpighiales, Euphorbiaceae. Bases 270 to 3479 code for a protein of 1069 amino acids.